Molecule: messenger RNA, 6212 nt
Organism: Perca fluviatilis (European perch)
Lineage: Eukaryota; Metazoa; Chordata; Actinopteri; Perciformes; Percidae
Product: cingulin-like protein 1
Exons: 23
Coding region: 37-3393 (1118 amino acids)
Cellular component (GO): myosin complex
Source: RefSeq, a predicted model, not a curated record
UCAGUCAGGAAAUUAGUUUCAAGUCCAUCUGUCAUCAUGAACACUUCUCUCUCUCCAAGUCCUGCAUGUCCAGAGUUCCAGAGAAACAGAGAGGACUUCCCUGCUUCGCUAGACAAACUACGGCAGCUGAUAGAAGACAAAGUUCACGUCCUACAAUCCCCAUUCACUGAGGAGCAACAGGGUUCGGUGUGUGAGGAGAACACAGGGAGAGGAGGACUGUGGACGUUUGCCCUUUUGAGUAAGAAGCUGACCUUUCACCUCCAGCAGCUGCAGAGACAGACAGAGCAGGAGCUCAGCAACAUACACACACAACUCUUGCAGAUUGAAGGCCGCCAGCAGCUGUUGACCACCGAGCUUUUUCAUCUUCAGGAGAAGAAGAAACGGACGGAACGAGAGCUGCAGAGAAACUCCAGCCUUCAGACGUCCGCUUUUCAGCUGUGUGUUUGUCGGGAGCUUCAGGCCUCCGUCACCGAGCGUUUGCUCCAAUCGGAGAGGUUGUUGUUCCAAGAGGAGGCACUGAGCGCGCUCCGUAACCUGCUGAGCCAAGACCUGCAGAGGUACCAGGAAGAGACGCAGAGACUGACCUGUUUCACACGGAAAAUACUCAAACAAUCCCACAGGUCCGACCCAGAGGAAACGUCCAGCAGCAGACUGAGUGACGGCAGCAUGCAGGGAAAGAACGAGCCAGAGCAAGAAAACAACAUGCAUGCACCCAAGUACCCUUCCUACCAAUCCCCACUUAGUCCUCGCCAGACCACCAAUGAAGAAGAGGCAGAGCAGGCCGGGAGAGCCAGUCCUAGGAAAGCAGCUGCAGGCCUUCCCCGUAGUUCAAACCUGCACCGAGCCGGAAGCGUCAAAAACCUGAUCAGUAAAUUCUCUGGUCCGGAUCACGUCUCUUCUUCCGGUUCCCCACAGAGCCUCUCUUCUGGAACAGGGCAAGUCCCAAAGUCUGCUUCUGCAGAGGCUAUCAAGUCUCCAAAGUCCAAGUCGAGUUGGUCUACACCGAGCGGCGUCGGACGAGACGAGAGUCCAGUUCCCAGCAUCACUGUGACUCCUCCGUUAAUGGGAGCCAGUCAGAACGCGGCUCAAUCAGCUCAGAGAAGCAUCAAUACUAGUCAGAUCUCUGCCAGGAUCGAUUGUCCAGUAGGAGGCAGUUUUGAGAAGACUAAUUCAGAACCGAGGAGAAAAACGCAAAUCGCAGACUCUGGUAGAGACUCAGUAGCUGACUCCGGCAUGGGAUCGGAGUCUGAAUUUGAUUCGAACAAGCAGUCCGACAGCCCGUCAGAGGAGGAGCCCACCACACCCCGAGCUGUGCCGACCAGCCAGAACCCCAAGUAUCAGCUGUACCUCAGCAACGAGCACAGGACCAACGGGUUGAGUGGCAGGGAUGCAGAUGGUCCGGGAGGCGGCGGGACGGUGGGGGAGAACGGCCCCAGGCUGACUACAUGGGAGACCAACCGGCUGGGCAUGAACCACUUUAAAGGGUCCCUGGAGUCCCUGGCCUCGCGGGACUGGGACACUAUGCCUGACAGGUGGGGUGUUGUUGACAGCCCCCCCAGGGUGUUCAACAGUCCAUACGCCACGGCCACCUCCAUGGAUUACAACCCCAUGUCCCGAAUGUCUGAGUUCAAGGGUCAGGGUGGACUGUCUCCUUCCACCUCAGAGAUGAACAUGUACAGCUACAACAGUCGCAGCACCAGUCCAGUGGGCAUGGGCAUGGGCAUGGCCACAUCCACCCUCAUCAACUCCCGCCCCCGAUUCUCCGCCUACGACACUCUGGUGAAGAGGAGGGCCGAGGUCAACAACCCCGUGGUACCGACCCACUACAGCAUGCGCUCUGCCACUCUGGGGGCACCCAAUAAAAAGGACUACAUAGAGGAGUUGACCAAACAGCUGGAUGCCUGCCAAAAGCGUAACCAGUUCCUGGAGGCAGAGAGUGUGGAGAUGGAGAAGGAGAGGAACCAGAUAAGGUUUGAGAUGCGCGGCCUGCUGGUGAACAACGAGGACCUGCUGAGGACCAACACUCAGCUGACCAACGAAAUGAAAAGGAUGCGAGAGCAGAUGAUAGAGAUGGAGAGAGAGAACCAAUCCAUGGGCGAGAGAUACCGAGAGAUGGAGAUUGAGGUGAAGCAGGCCAGGGACAUGAUGGUGGAGGCCAACACUCAGGAGUACGCCUUCAAUUACCUUCAGCAGUCCCUCAACAACAAGAUCCAGGACACCGAGGCGAACCUGGAGAAGCAGACGCAGCACGCCAAGACGCUGUCGGAGAAGUUGUGGCUGGUAGAGAGACAGCUGGAGGAGAUGGAGGUGGACAGAGACACCAGAGACAAGAGGUCAUCUGACCUCAACAGCUCCAUCCAAAGACUGGAGACAGAGCUGGCGGAGGCCCUGCAGGUGUCCACGCAGGCUACAGCCGAGCUGAGCCUGCAGCAGAAGCUGCGGGAGGACGGGCAGCUACGGGUGGAGGAGCUGGAGGAGUCUCUGCUGGAGAAGGAGCAGGAGCUGCAGAGACUGCAGCUGCUCGUCAGCAGGCUGCAGGGAGAGGUCUCUGGUAAGCUGAUUGAUAAGGAGCAGACGCUGGAGGAGGAGAUCCAGCUGAGAGAGAGGAUCCAGCUGCAGUGUAAGCAGGCGGAGAGGAUGGUGGACGACCUCCACAUGGAGCUGCACAGCUCCAACCAGGCCAAAGAUGACCUGGCCAAACAAGUCAAACAGGCUCAGGAGAAGAUGAUCGACCUGGAGAGUGAUCUGGAGGAGCUGCAUGAGAGCGAGCAGAGAUGGGCCGCUAAACACAAGAGAAGUAUCGAACAGACCGAGCAGCUUCAGCUGAAGCUGAUUCAGGAGAAAGAUCUCAACGACCAGCUGGAAACUGAGAAGGCCACCAUGGAGAGACAGCUGCGUGAGCUGCGUCUGGAGGUGGAGGAGCUUCACAGCUCCAGAGUUCAGGAGGACGUCAUCUCCCGGGCGGAGAGCAGAGUCAAAGAGCUGGAGAACACUCUGAGGACAGAGGAGAGGAACAAGUCUGUUCUGACAAACACCAUCAGUAAACUGGAGAGGAGGAUCAACGAGCUGAGCGAUCAGAUGGAAGAGGAACACCGGAUAGCUACAGAGCAGAAAGACCUGAUGACCCAGAGGAUGCGCUCUCUGAAGCGCCAGCUGAACGAGGCGGAGGAGGAGACGAGCAGGAGGGAGGCGCAGUACCGCCACACCCAGAGAGAGCUGGCCGAGGAGAGGGAGACCAACAGCCGGCUGCAGAGGCAGCUGCUCGACCAACACCUGCAGACAAAGCGUAAGGAGACUCUGACGAUCCGUCAGACUCUGGACAACCUGAAGUUGGACCUGAGCAUCGACGACGAAGAUGACGAUCAUCUCACAAACAAUGUCUCCAAAGUGUAAACCCUCACACUCCACGCCUUCUUUACACUGACAGUGCAGUUAGGGCGUGUGGUGACAUGUGGGACUUUCUCUAAACCUGGCACACCCACUUUACUACAGUCAUAGACCGGAGGCAUCUGCAGGUUGAACAAGACUACAUCCAUUCUGACAGAAAAGAAGCAUAAAUGCUCAGUGUUGGGAAGGUUACCUUUUGAAAUGUAAUAGGUUUAAAGAUGACUAGUUAACCUGAAUUUGUGGACACAGAAUUCCCACCGAAUUACACAUUUUUAAAAAGAUAAAAUACAACUCAGAAUGUUAACACAUCUCCACCCCCUGCAGAAAAACAGUCUGCUAAAUUCUGCAGAUUUUCAUUCUGGAUCUCCGCUGAAAACUGUAAAAAAAAAAAAAAUCUAAUAAAAAAAGAAGCAGAUUCCGUUUGGGUCUGGUAAUAGGUACCGUUACUAUUUGAAUUACUUUAAUAAAGUAAUGUAACAUAUUACAAUUGAUUACUUUUUGAUUACUUGUCUAAACAAAUGUUUGAAGGCAAGGCAGACUGUGGCAGUUUUCUACAAAUCGCUUUCUCACUCAUUGUCUCUGUUGCCAUCUCAAAGGAAAGAACGGUGCUGCUUAUGCUGAGAUAGCAGGAGAGCCAUCUUGUCAGUGGACAGUAACCGUAAACUUUAUUCCUCCGUAUUGUUUUUUGUCACAAUGUCACACUGAUCAUGUGUGAUGUAAAUUAGAGGCAGAGUCGCAAAACGGUCGGCUGCAUUGCUGAAAAACAACUAAUAAUGUUUAAAUGUACAAACAAGCUUAUUUAAAAAUUGAAAAUAGCAUAUCUAUGAUCCUCACUAUUAGGCUUUGGGGUCACUCGCAGACAGUUCGAGAAACGGAUUUGAAUUUUAAACUAAAAACAUGAUAUUUUACCAAAUCUGUGAGGCAUACUGAUCUACAGUAUAUUCUCUAUAUAUUCUCUAUAAUUAGGAAUUACAAAUGCCAAAGAGCAGUGUAGAGAGAUCUCCUGGUGGACUCAGGCCCGUUGUCAGUGUGACACAUCGUUGCACCUUCCAACGCUGAAGUCAAAUGCCUCUUUUGACAUGUUGAACGUCACCGCUCUUCUUUUCUAUUACAUAGAAUAUUACAUACAAUCAUAUUCGGCUUGUUUGCCAAAGAAAGUUAAUGUACAGAAGUUUGGUGCAGUCAGAUGCUGACAGACAUAACAGAAAAAUGUACUAGUGACUUAAAUUCGUGAACUUAUAGUUACGUGAUUAGGAUUUGCAUUAAGGUGCAUUGUAGUUUUUUUUAUGUGUUCUUGUAGUUGCUGUUAAAAUGAGCUUUAAACAGCCUGAUGUACAUUUUGGAGCGUGAAUUUCCAAUUGCACAAAAAGCGCUAUGGCCUUAAAGUCUGAACGGAUACUUUAACUCCGACACACUUCAUUUUAGAAAAGAAAGUCAGACACUCAAAGAAUCGCUGGUUCUUGGUAAAUUUGACAAACUUCUCUGAUUUUGCAGCGUUUGUUUUUAUUUGCUGGAGCUUUGGUUUUAGUGCUUUUUAUAAGGAGGGAUUUCCCAUGUUUGGUUUAGCGUGUUUGUAACGCAUUUAUCUGCAGUAUUUGAACAUAUUUCACGCUGGUUGUUGACAUAUUACACGGUAAUGACACAUAACUGCAGAGGAGGGAUCUUUGGAUGUGAUUUUAGCCGUUUUUGAUUCAUACACAAAAAAAACGAUUAAGAGUUAAGAAAAGUAAGAGAUUAUUUAUAUUUUUGUGUUUGUUAUUUUUAUGAUUCAAAGAUUUGUUGAAUUUUCUGUAUUUUUCCAAUUACUUGUGGGGCAAAAAACUAUUUUAGAGAAUGAAAUGUAUGAUUUUAGAGUUUAGUUUCUGGUAUUUAGGAGGCUUGCUGCUGUAUUGAGGAACUUACUGUGCCUCUCACAUACAGUAUCUGUUCAUGAGUUAAGCUUUAAGGGAUAAGAUUUUAAGUGUCGGUAAAGAAGACCAAAAAGAAAAUCUCACUUCACAAAUGGCGUUAAUGUGCAUCUUUGUUAAUUGUAUUUUAUCGAAAUUAACACAAAUAAUAAAGAAUGUUUACUUAAAUAGUUUUUGAAUGUUUAAAAGUGCAACCGCUAAGACGUUUUAGCUCUCAGAAGUAAAAUAAAUAAUGAAUACAGUUGGGUUCAAAGAUGUGUGUUAAUGCAAAGUGAGAAAGAGGCAAAGUUUAUAUGCUAUGUGGUUUUCUGUACCAUCCUCUGUUAAAUGUUCUGUAUACUCUUGUUUUUGAAGAAAAAAACAGACGGAAUAUAAACAUGGCUGGGUUGUUAAAUUUCAAUAAUCAGUAAAAAAGAAUUAGAAAUUAUUCUCAAAUAUUGAGUAUGGCCAAAAAGUUCAAUACUUUAAUUUGAAGGAAAAUUCUCCCUUCUGAUUGAGUUGGGAGUAAAUUGAACCCAGCCCUGUUCUAACAGUCCUCUGCAUGUUCCCUGCUUGAAGAAGGUCGGUCAAAUGCAUGUAGCUAAUAUUCAGAUACAGUUUGACUUCUCUGUUAUGUUUACAUUUGUUGGUGUAUUUUGCUUUUUUUUGGAAACAGGAACAUAAAUCACAUGACAUUUUCAUGUUAGCUGUUGGGAAUGUGUACUACAGUGUCACUGGUGUUUUUUUGAGUUCAUCUUUCUCAUAACAAAAAGUGACGGUGUCUACAGAUAUGUAAAAAGAAAUAGAUUUCAUUGACUUAUUUUUAUAACUUCAAAUUCUACCGGUUCUGCUGUUCUCUCUGUAUUUAUUUUUCACAUUCUCUCUUUUGGUGAGAAGUUUCUUAGUACAAAAUGCAAAUAAAUUCUUCUCCACUGUGAA